This is a messenger RNA of Plutella xylostella (diamondback moth), 932 nucleotides long. It is a transcript of the gene Ric, whose product is annotated as Ras-related protein interacting with calmodulin. NCBI's taxonomy places the organism in Eukaryota, Metazoa, Arthropoda, Insecta, Lepidoptera, Plutellidae. Gene Ontology annotation, molecular function: GTP binding; GTPase activity. The record is from RefSeq and is a predicted model, not a curated record. Gene Ontology annotation, cellular component: membrane. Gene Ontology annotation, biological process: signal transduction.
GACGUGAGCGGAACCCAAACAAAUACCAACACAACGGCGAUUAAUAAAUUUAUCAAAAAUGUCAAUCGCCUCAAUCAGCUGUCGAUUUUUCCGUGAAUAUUUGUGUUUGUCGACGGGUACCGUAGUUUGCUUGCACAAGAAUGGGUUGUAAUAAAUGAGAGGUGCGGUGUGAGUGUGGUGGGACGGUGGUGCGGAGCGCGGAGGCGGCGGAGCUGGUGGAGCGCGCGGGUGGGGCGGGCCGCGACAGGCAUGCGGCAUGUCGGCGGAGGCCGGCACGUCGCGCGGGGGCCUGCGCGUCUACAAGAUCGUGGUGCUCGGCGACGGCGGCGUGGGCAAGUCCGCCGUCACGCUGCAGUUCGUCAGCCACAGCUUCUUGGACUACCACGACCCUACCAUAGAGGACUCAUACCAGCAGCAAGCUGUGAUAGAUGGGGAGCCGGCACUGCUCGACAUACUGGACACAGCUGGCCAGGUGGAGUUCACAGCGAUGCGCGAGCAGUACAUGCGGUGCGGGGAGGGCUUCGUGCUCUGCUACAGCGUGACGGACCGGCGGUCGUUCCGCGCGGCGGCCGAGUACCGGCGGCUGCUGGCGCUGGCGCGGCGCACGGAGCGCCUGCCGCUCGUGCUGGUGGGGAAUAAGCUAGAUCUGGCGCCGAGGUAUAGACAGGUGAGCACGGAGGAGGGCGUGGCGCUGGCGACGCAGCUGGGCUGUCCGUUCUUCGAGACGUCGGCGGCGCUGAGGCACUUCGUGGACGACGCCUUCCACGCGCUCGUGCGGGAGAUACGGCGCCUCGAGCGGCAGAGACAGUCGUCGAUACUGGGCACGGGCCUGCCGGCGGGCGGCGGGCGGCGGCGGUGGCGGCGCCUGCGCAGCAUCUUCGCGCUCGUGUUCCGCCGCAAGCGCCGCCAGACCGCGCCCUAAUGCACUAAUG